Molecule: messenger RNA, 3514 nt
Organism: Myxocyprinus asiaticus (Chinese sucker)
Lineage: Eukaryota; Metazoa; Chordata; Actinopteri; Cypriniformes; Catostomidae
Gene: vit
Product: vitrin
Exons: 23
Coding region: 191-2641 (816 amino acids)
Biological process (GO): extracellular matrix organization; positive regulation of cell-substrate adhesion
Source: RefSeq, a predicted model, not a curated record
GGGUGGAACUGAAGCAGGCAGGAACUUUCACCCCUCCAGCAUCAACGCUCACACACACACACGGACGCGCACACGCACACAGCUGACAGAUCUGCGAGUGUGGACUGGAGUGUGCGCGCGUUCAUGUGCAGCGCGUGAAGGACGUAUCAAGGAAACUUGAGAGAAUAUUGACUGGAUUUGCUGUCCUGCUAUGAAGCUCAAGAUGAUAAAACCACAUCUCAAUGCAGUUUUCAUCGCAAUUCUACUGACUUGUAGUGGGGCCAAGCCUAAUGGAAAGAACAAAAAAACAAAACAAGUUGUGCCGGCUAUAGAGUGUGAUGUGCGGGCAGGGAAGAUCAAUCUCCCAGAGUUUAUUGCCAAGUGUCCUGCAAACUGCAGGGAGACCAAGGAGAGGGUGUAUGGGACGAGUGUGUUUGCCUCCAUAUCCAGUAUCUGCAAUGCUGCAAUUCACAGUGGGGUCAUCAGUAACUCUGGAGGAAAGUUAAUUGUGAGAAAGAUGCCCGGUCAGGUGUCCUACAAAGGCAGCUUUGCCAACGGUGUACGAUCACUGUCCUUAACCAGCUGGAGAGAGUCGUUUUCUGUCUCAGUGGGAAAACCAAAGAAAGGGGUGAUCUAUCCCCCCAGCCUGGACUACACCCCCUCAAGACCCACCACAGUGAAAACAGCUCCCUCAGACUCCACAGUGUUGCCCAUGACAAUCACUCCAGAGCCAGAACCAACCACCACCAUGAAAACCACAGCUCCACCCACCACCACUCCUGUGACCACACCCACCACCACCACCACCACAGCCCCACCCACCACCACAUCAGCCAAGCUGCGGGUCACUGUUCAUAAAAUCCGCGAGGCAGGCAGCAGUCACCCGUACUUCAGCUCUGUAGCACGACAGUCUCAGAGCGCCCAAGGAAAGGGUCCCGCUCAAGCAUUUAGAGGCAGCUCCAUCUAUGCCAAUAGAUUUUCAUCCCGCACAAGCACAGGUGUGCACAGGCCAGACACGGGCACCGCGAUCCGGAGACAGCCGCAUGUUCCCUCGGCCUCAGCUUUGAGUCGCGUGCAGUCACAGCCUGAGAGGAACCAGCAUGCGCAGCAGUCUAAUCCCUCAUUUACGAGAAAAGAUUGGCCGCACCCUGUGUACGCACGACCUGAUUGGUUUUCUGGCACCAGGAGACCAACAGACACUAGCCACUCACUGCCAAACACAGGCUAUAAAUGGAGUCGGAUGAGCUCUGGUGAAUCUGCAGUUCAUGACCCAAAACCUGAAAACACUGAGCAUGAGCACUGGCUCCAUAACUUUGGACAGCACUCUCCUGAUUCAGAAGACAACAAGCCUCUGUCUGAGACCAGCCACAUAAAAGAGACACUUGUUGAAUCACGGGAGCCUGAAUCAAAGCCGUUCGAGUCAGGAUUCAACGCUCGAGGGCAGGACUUGACCACCAGAGUAACUGAGAUCAUGUCUCAAGGAGAUCCAAACUGUAAAGUUGACAUUGCGUUCCUCAUGGACGGCAGUUGGAGCAUUGGCAAACGGCGCUUUAAGAUUCAGAAGGACUUUCUUGUGGAGGUGUCUCAGGUCAUUAAUGUGGGUGUCGCUGGACCCAUGAUGGGCGUCAUUCAAUAUGGGGAUGAUGCAGUCACAGAAUUCAGUCUGAGACAGUUCUCCAACUCCAAAGACCUAAAACCAGCCAUCAACAAAAUCAUCCAGAAGGGUGGUCUAUCUAAUGUAGGCAAGGCUCUCUCCUACAUCAACAAGCAUUUCUUCAGCGAUGCUAAUGGCAACAGAGGUGGCGCACCGAACGUGGCUGUGGUCCUAGUUGACGGCUGGCCCACUGACAAAGUGGAGGAGGCCUCACGUCUGGCCAGAGAGUCGGGCAUCAACAUCUUCUUUGUCACCAUCGAGGGCCCAGAUGAGAAUGAGAAGCAGAAUGUGGUGGAGGCCAACUAUGUUGACAAGGCUGUGUGCAGGACAAAUGGCUUUUACUCGCUGCCGAUAACGAGCUGGUUUGCAUUGCGUAAAGCUGUGCAGCCCCUGGUAAAGCGCGUGUGCGACACAGACCGCCUGGUGUGCAGUAAGACCUGCCUGAACGCCAACGACAUUGCAUUUGUCAUCGAUGGCUCGAGCAGCGUGGGAACUGGAAACUUCCGCACCGUGCUUCAGUUUGUCGCUAACGUGACACGCGAGUUUGAGAUUUCGGACACGGAUACGCGUGUGGGCGUGGUCCAGUACACGUAUGAACAGAGGCUCGAGUUUGCUUUUGGACAGCACAAUAACAAAGCUGACCUGCUGAACGCUAUCAAGCGGAUAAACUACUGGAGCGGAGGAACCAGUACAGGAGCCGCAAUCACAUACGCUGCCGACCAACUCUUCAGCAAAUCCAAACCCAACAAACGCAAGAUCAUGAUCGUUAUCACAGACGGACGCUCGUAUGAUGAUGUGCGGGCACCAGCACUGGCAGUACAUCAUAAAGGUGUGAUUGCGUACUCCAUCGGUAUUGCAUGGGCUGCACAGGACGAGCUGGAAUACAUCGCCACUGACCCCGACAGAGAGCACUCGUUCUUUGUCGAUGAGUUUGACAACCUCUACAAGUAUGUGUCGAAAAUUAUUCACAACAUCUGCCAAGAGUUCAACUCCCAGCCUCGCAACUGAAGCAGGAACACAGAGAGAUUUGAUGAGCCAUGGGAUUGUUCAUUGCAUCACCACACAGGCAGCAUGACAGUAUUACAGGUAUAGCAUAGAGGCUUCUGAAUGAAAGGCAUCAAUGCAAUAUGUUUUCAGGUUUAAUAUUGUGCAGUUUAAAACAACAACAACAACAACAACAACAAAAGCAAUUUAGAACUGCUACAGCUGGUCGUUUAACUGGAUGGCAGUGGCUGUGUUCAGUGAUUUGGUGUGUAAAUGUUUAUGAACAAACUAUUAUUGGUUUCUGCACAUCAGUACAGUUAUAAAAGACAUAUAGCUUUUUGAUACACAGUUUUAGUAAAAGACUUUUUAUAAUUUAACAUACAGAACUAAAUAAUUCAAUUAUAAAAUCUAUGUUCAUAUGAAAAGCUUGCAGCUAAUUAUAUGUGCAGUCAAAAAUGCCAUGCCAGAUUUUCUUUGUAAAUGAAAUAUCUUGCCUGAUAAAUGCACAAGUCCAGGUUUAAUAAAGGAAAUGUGGUAAAUAAGUGGGAUAUUGCAUAUGAUCUGGAAACAGGAAAAUGGUGAAUGGAUUAUGAUUGUUUGUGCAUGCUAGAACUGACUGAUCUUACUGUACAUCGCAAGAUUUUUCAAAUCACGAAACUGACCAAAUGUUUUGGAUGGAUGUUAAAGACAACAUGCAUACAUUUAAAAAAGAAUGGCAACAUUUAUAGAGUUCCUGUUGUACUCUUAACCAUUCUAACAGGAGCGGAUUAUAAACGUAGAAUAUUUUCAUGUCAAUUUAAUUUCCUAUACUGUCGUUUUGUCAUAUAUGUAUAUAUUACUAUUAAAAUUGAUCAAUAUUUUAAUGCCAUUUUUAAUAAAAAUUAUUAUUGAAAACCA